Molecule: messenger RNA, 1401 nt
Organism: Funneliformis mosseae
Lineage: Eukaryota; Fungi; Glomeromycota; Glomeromycetes; Glomerales; Glomeraceae
Source: the annotation of a GenBank genome assembly
CACCAACCUUUCAAAAAAGAAUUUAUGGACAUGGCAGAAAUACUUUUACAAAGUUCAAUGGUCAUUGGGCCGGUAUUAGGAUAUUUUGAUCAAAUAUCCAAAUUUCGUAAAACUAAAUCGAGUGCAGGAUUUUCUUUAGAUACUAGUGGAAUAUUGUUAGUUAGUAGCAUCAUUCGAGUCUUCUUUUGGUUCGGAAAAAGAUUCGAUGAUGUAUUAUUAUAUCAAAGUAUCAUGAUGAUAAUCACACAAUUAAUAGUUUUAUAUGAGAGUGUAAAAUAUCGUUUGCCGUAUUCUUCUUUAUAUAAUCCAAAACAAAGACAAUUUUGGAAUUGGAGUCAUUUAGGUCCAUAUUUAACUUUUCUUGGAUUAUUAGUCGGUGGUUUAUCAAUUUCUUAUUUAGCGUUGGGUGAUCAAUAUUGGUUUAUUGAAUUAUUAGGUUUUGCGGCACUUGGUAUCGAAAGUACUGUUCCUAUGCCACAAACGUUACAAAAUUUUCAAAAAAGAUCUGUAGCAGGAUUCAGUCCGGCUAUUUUAUUAACAUGGUUUUUUGGAGAUGCAUUUAAAGCAUUUUAUUAUACUCAAACAGGAGCACCACUUCAAUUUAUUCUCUGUGGAGUUGUGCAAUUAAUGGUUGAUUCGCAACCAUCAGAGCCAAUUUGUGUGGGACAUAGAGGAUAUCCGGAUAAAUUUCCGGAGAACACACUAAAGUCACUACAAAAAGCAUUAAUUUACGGAGCAAAUGCGUUAGAAUCCGAUGUUCGAUUUACAAAAGACGGACAAGUUAUCAUGAUGCACGAUAAUAUUCUUGAUACGACCACAAAUGGUACGGGAUUCAUCGAUGAUAAAAAUUGGUAUGGUUAUAUUGAAUAUUUAAAUAGUGAUAAUGAAUCGAUACCAAGAUUUCAAGAUGUUUUGGAUUUAUUAAAACGGGACGAAAAUGUUGAUGUCUUCUUAAUUGUUGAUAUUAAGGAAGAUAACAGGAUUGAAAUCCUUGAUGCGAUUGCCGACAUAAUUCACUCCAAUGCUCCAUACAAUUUCUCAUCACAAUUAUAUCUCGGUAUAUGGACACCAGAAUUUCUCAUGAGAGCUCGUAAAGUUCUCCCAGAAAUUCCAAUUGCUCAUAUAGGCAGCGAUAUCGAUGAGGCACGUAAAACGUUCCUUGAAGUGGAAAGUUUUAAUAUAGAAUAUCCAUACAUCUUAUUAGAUGAAACCGGAUUCGCUAAACAAAUUAAAAGCUGGGGUAAAAAAUUAUUUGUUUGGACUUUAGAUGAUCCAAAUGAUAUCAAAAAAUGUUUUGAAAUUGGCAAUAUUGAUGCCAUUCUAAUCAAUGAUCCUAUUAAAUGUAUUAAUGCCAAGAGAGAUUUUGCCAGGAGAAGAAAAUUUUGGAAGUCCCCUUUUUAA